CUCUCCCUGACGAGCAGCUGGAGCCCGGGACUCGCCUCCGACACACACAAGAGCCAACAUGUUCGAGACCCGAGGAAUCCCCUUUGUCCUGCUCGACGUGGCCUGUCUCGUCCUGGGAGGUCUGCCUCUUGCAGCCUUUAACCUGGGUAAGAUCCGCCCUUACCAGAGGGGCUUUUUCUGUAACGACGACAGCAUCAAGUACCCGUUCCACAACAGCACUGUCACCUCCACAGUUCUCUACACUGUGGGCUUCGCCCUGCCCAUUAGCUGCAUGAUCAUUGGCGAGUGCCUUUCAGUUUAUCUAAACCGCAUCAAAUCCAAGUCGUCUUUCGGCAACUACCUUGCUUCUGUUUACAAAGCCAUCGGCACCUUUCUCUUUGGUGCCGCCAUGAGCCAGUCUCUGACCGACAUCGCCAAGUAUUCCAUCGGUCGGCUCAGGCCACACUUCCUGGACAUUUGCAGGCCCGACUGGAACAAGAUCAACUGUUCAGGGGGUUAUAUCGAAAACUUCACAUGCACCGGAGAUGCGACCAAGGUCAACGAGGGCAGGUUGUCCUUCUACUCGGGCCACGCCUCAUUCUCCAUGUACUGCAUGUUGUUCCUGGCUCUCUAUCUGCAGGCUCGACUCCAGGUUGAGUGGGCGAGGCUGCUGCGACCCACACUCCAGUUCUUCCUUAUCGCUGCGACUGUGUACACAGGAUUUUCCAGAGUGUCCGAUUAUAAACACCACUGGAGCGACGUGCUGACUGGACUCCUGCAGGGGGCCCUCAUGGCUUUACUGGUGGUCUUCUGCGUGUCGGACUUCUUCAAGCCCCGUGUGGAAUCCCGUAAAGAGGACAUGACGACCCUUCAGGAGAGCCCGACUAAUGGAAACCACUUUGAGAGUACGCACUAAGCUAAGCAGGAGGUGAAGGAGGAAACCUCUGCUCUGUCCAAACGCACAUCGAGGACCCCAGCUCUCUAGCCUGUCAUUGCACGCAAAUUCUCUUCAUCCUACCCUGCAUGGAUUCAGUAUGGAGUACCCGAAUUUUUUUAAUUUAAGAAAUCUAUCUGAUGACUGUGCAAACCAGGACACUUUUUUUUUUUUAAAGCUACACCUCAGGCCGUUUCAGAUUUUAAGACUUCUAUGAUUUUAGACAAAUUUGCCAUCUUGUCCAACCCUGGUAGAUUUGUAAAAGUGACUGAAUGAGAUAUAGAUUAGAGGCUAGAGGUUCUGUUAAGAUGGGAACCAUCGAUCAACUGAGCCAGUGGGAGGACUUGCCUACGUGUACUCAACUGUAAAGGGUCUGACCACUGCUGGGGGAGAGAAGAGGGCUUUGUGCUUUUCCUGACCUGGAGUCAGUCUGCUCACAGAUCUGAUUUAGGGUCACUUUUAGAAAAAACUCCAGCUCCCAGAGACGCGGAACAAUCUUUAAUGCCUUGUUAAUACAAAGGGCUAAUUGUAAGAGUUAGAUUUAAUGCAAGAACACGCUGGAGGCUAAAGCUCAUCCUGGACCAGAGGGGGAGAGCCUUCUCAUGUGGAGCAGCUGACUCCAGACCCACUCCACUGCUGAUUCUCCAGCUGUCUAACCUCACGUAGUGGAGGAGGGAGCUUGGUUAGAGAGCUGGAGAGUCAGCGGUCAGUUUUCAAAUCCCGUGUUGCCUUUGCUGGACUGCUGCUGCUAUCACGGCUUCCUGUGUAUCUACGAACUGAUAUAGACAUCAAGUGAAUAAACAACAAUGUACUUUUUGUAUAAUCUGUAUGUAUAAACAAGUCAACACACAGACUUUUAUUGAAAAUAAAUGUUACAAAUAUGUACAGAUGUCCAAAGAAAGAAAUUUCACUAAACAUGAAAACCAGUGAAGACAAGUGUUGGAUGUAUUAUGUGUUGAGUCACCACUUAUAAUUAAAGCAUGACUUGUUUACUUUGUCA
Molecule: messenger RNA, 1913 nt
Organism: Limanda limanda (common dab)
Lineage: Eukaryota; Metazoa; Chordata; Actinopteri; Pleuronectiformes; Pleuronectidae
Gene: plpp1a
Product: phospholipid phosphatase 1a
Exons: 6
Coding region: 59-895 (278 amino acids)
Biological process (GO): signal transduction; phospholipid dephosphorylation; phospholipid metabolic process
Molecular function (GO): phosphatidate phosphatase activity
Source: RefSeq, a predicted model, not a curated record